AGUCUUACCAAUCGUAAAUCUUUCUGUGAUACGUUGAUUUCUUUGUAAACAGCUGAGUCGAAAUGGUAAAUAAAGAACAAGUGAAAAGGGAUAUAAAGGAAUUGUGUAAAAAUGAUAAGUACUCAAUUUUACUUCCUACUUAUAACGAAGUGGAAAAUUUACCUAUAAUAAUAUGGCUUAUCAUGAAAUAUAUGGAAGAAAGCGAGCUCGCCUAUGAAAUUAUUGUGAUAGAUGACGGCUCUCCAGAUGGAACUCAAGAUGUAGCUAAGCAACUGCAACACAUCUAUGGUGAAGAUAAAAUAGUCUUAAAGCCCAGAGAAAAGAAGUUAGGACUGGGUACUGCUUACAUACAUGGAAUUAAGUACGCAACUGGAAACUUCAUUAUUAUCAUGGAUGCCGACUUGUCUCAUCAUCCCAAAUUUAUUCCAAAAAUGGUUGAGCUACAAAGAUAUCUCAAUUUGGAUGUAGUUAGUGGUACGAGAUAUAUACAAGGCGGUGGUGUUUAUGGCUGGGAUUUUAAAAGAAAACUAUUCAGUAGAGUUGCAAAUUUUAUAACUCAGAUUUUAUUGAGGCCCGGAGCCAGCGAUUUGACUGGUAGUUUUAGGCUUUAUAAGAAAGAUGUAUUAGAAAAAUUGAUACAAUCCUGUGUAUCUAAAGGAUAUGUAUUCCAAAUGGAAAUGAUAAUCAGAGCUAGACAAUUCAAUUAUACAAUAGGAGAAGUGCCAAUUACAUUUGUUGACAGGGUCUAUGGUCAGUCUAAAUUGGGUGGCUCAGAGAUAUUUCAUUUUCUAAAGGGUCUUUUAUAUCUUUUUGCUACCACAUAAUUAAACAUUCCAAGAAACUAAGGCUAUCAGACUUUCUAAUCGAAUAUAUUCCAUACUUUAUAUUGUAUAUGAAAUAUUUAUAAAUAAAUAAU
Molecule: messenger RNA, 916 nt
Organism: Pogonomyrmex barbatus (red harvester ant)
Lineage: Eukaryota; Metazoa; Arthropoda; Insecta; Hymenoptera; Formicidae
Gene: Dpm1
Product: Dolichyl-phosphate mannosyltransferase subunit 1
Biological process (GO): GPI anchor biosynthetic process; dolichol-linked oligosaccharide biosynthetic process; protein O-linked glycosylation via mannose
Cellular component (GO): endoplasmic reticulum membrane
Molecular function (GO): dolichyl-phosphate beta-D-mannosyltransferase activity
Source: RefSeq, a predicted model, not a curated record